AUGGUGCAAGCGUUUAUCGUCGAGGUCGAGAAAAGGACCCGAAUGAGACCACGCCUGCUGAGACCGGAAGAUUUGCGUUUAGUUCCCGAUGCUACUUCGCAGACUGGUUAUGCCCUUUACUGUACCCGGAAUUCCAGCGAAUUGGCCUCCCCCUACUCCUCUUCCUCUGGUUCUCAGGAAGAAGAGGAGACCCUAGAAAUGACCCACCAAGUAGGUCUUCAGAUGACAGAUUUUUCGGCUCUGAGCCCCGAAAUUGUUCGCCAUUUAGCACUCCCCGAGACCAAUGACGCUCGUACUAGACUUCUCGUUCACGACAAGCGGAUUCUAGGAAUUAUUCACCAGGAACUGGAUGGCCUCGUUACGAAGCAUCGUGUCUUAACAGAAGCGCAAGCAAACCUGCUCCGACGCCGAGUCGUGCCCACUAUCAUUCCGGGAUCGCCGGAAGCAAAGCAAUUUCUUGAUUUGUACCGUGGACAAGGAAUCAAGUUUGGUGAUGAGAUCAGGGAAACCGCUGAAUGGGAGGAAAUCCUUAAGGGCUUGCAGACACCGGCGCUGAGUUCAGAUGCCACAACAUACGUUAUCCAGCCAAUUAUCAAACAAGCAGAGGAAGAUUUGUUCUUGGAUGAGGAGGCUGGCGUGCAAAGGUGCCAGCGAGUCGGGACCUACUACUCUAUGAACGGUAGCUUCGUCGGCUUCGGAGCGUGGAGGGCCAUUGUGGCCAGCAAAAGAGUUUGUAAUAUGGCUACUGGAAAGGCCUGGAAGAUGGGAAGUGUGCUCGUAUCAAACGAGUAA
This is a messenger RNA of Aspergillus pseudotamarii, 792 nucleotides long. RefSeq lists its product as uncharacterized. Bases 1 to 792 code for a protein of 263 amino acids. The record is from RefSeq and is a predicted model, not a curated record. The transcript has a single exon. NCBI's taxonomy places the organism in Eukaryota, Fungi, Ascomycota, Eurotiomycetes, Eurotiales, Aspergillaceae.